This is a messenger RNA of Trichoderma atroviride IMI 206040, 363 nucleotides long. RefSeq lists its product as uncharacterized. The record is from RefSeq and is a predicted model, not a curated record. Lineage: Eukaryota; Fungi; Ascomycota; Sordariomycetes; Hypocreales; Hypocreaceae. Gene Ontology annotation, biological process: dGTP catabolic process. Gene Ontology annotation, cellular component: cytosol. Gene Ontology annotation, molecular function: 8-oxo-7,8-dihydrodeoxyguanosine triphosphate pyrophosphatase activity.
CGCCCAAACCCCAGGGUUGGUGUCUCAGCUCUUAUCCAAAAUGAGAAAGGCGAGUUCCUCGUUGGCGAGAGAAUGGGUAGCCACGGUGCAGGCACCGUGCAGACUCCAGGCGGUCACAUAGACUUUGGUGAAGAACAACUCUACAAGGUUGCGGAGCGAGAAGUAAUGGAAGAGACCGGUCUGGAGGUCACGGCCGAAAGAAUCCUCACCAUAACCAACGAUGUAUUUAACGACGAGGCCAAACACUACAUCACGACCUGGAUCAUCUGCACCAUGAAGAAUCCUGAUGCCAAGCCAAAGCGCAUGGAACCUAAAAAAUGCAUGUGGUGGGCAUGGAAGUCGUCCAAGGAGCUGGCGGAGAUG